GUACUAUUUAUCCUAUCCGGUGUGUUCUACAGGCUGCCAAACGAGGCCUUACAGUUCUCUCUUCUUUCUCGCCCUCUCUCAGCCGGUCCCUCUCGCUCCUCUCGCUCCUCUCUCUCUCUCUCUCGCUCCGUCUCGCUCUUCUCUCUCACUCCGUUAGACGAAGACAAAGACGAAGGAAGACGGCAGCCACCACCCACCCAUCUGCUACUCCUCCGCUCCAACCUCCGCUGGAAUUCCUCACCGUUUCCUCGAUUCCGAAGUUUUCGUUUUGAAAGAUAUUGAGGAUGCAUAAAGCAGAGAAUUCUGGCUGCUACAGUGCACUUUCGAAACCCAAGACUUGUUCAAAACUUUGCUCGGUAUUUUUCUCUAUGGUCAAUGAAGAAGGACCCAUAUCUUGAAUCUGCUCUGUCUAAAAAUCGCAGAUGGAUAGUGAAUAAUCAAAUAAAAAACAUCAUCCUUAGGUGCCCUGAUCAUGUAGCAACAGUGAUCUUCAUUCAGAAGAAGUUCAAGACCCUUGAUCUUCAAGGAAAGGCUCUCAAUUGGCUCAAAAAAUACUCAUGUUGCUUUCAAGUCUAUUUGGAAGGCGAUGAGUAUUACUGCCAGUUAACUAAACAGAGGAUUUCAUUUUAAUAAUUUUGAUAUCCCAUAAAUGUCAGAUUUGCAAAAUUUAAAAUUUAGAAAGAUAAAAUGGAAGAUUUUUGUACUGUGAUCAAGAAAUCACAAACCCAAAGGGAUUCCUUGGUCAUUUUAAUUAGUAAUAAUUAAUAAUAUUGGAUACUUGAUUACUGUAUGCUUUCUUUUGAUGAAGUAUUCAAUGGUCUGAUUGUGUAUUUUGGGUGGCACCUAUAAAGCAUGAAUAUACGGUACGACAUGACACGGUGAUACAUGAAAUCUCUAAAAACUAGAAUACAAUAUGUCAUGGAUAAGGGAUACGCGACCAAACUAAAGUAUAUGUGCUUCAUAGGUUGGCACCAGCCCCCUUCUUGUUAGUGAUAUUAGUUUGAUUAUUAAUGGAAACUGGCACAAAAACUGAAUAUACAAAAAUAAGGGUUGGUUAUUCACUUUUGCUUUUUUGGAUUCAAAACGUUUUUCGUGCUGGGUUAGCGUCUACCCGAAUAUGUGGAUAUACCCAAAACCAUUAAAAUGUACGAUCCUUUCAUUAUUUUUUCGCUUUUCAGACAUGUAUGAUAUUAGUCUUACAAAAUUCAGCUAUUGAGUUUGUUUUAAAAGUAGAUUUCAUAGCAAACCCAUUCAAAAGGCAUCUGUGUUACAAAAUAAAUAACUGUUUGUUUAGUAAAUGACUAUGGUUCGUUGUUGUAGGAUGGUUGUUUACUUGUCCAUUUCAUAUGUAUCGUUCAUUAACAAUAUUUGCUCAGGCAUUGUUGUAGUUUGCAAGAAUGUGUUUGUUAUUUUUUUUGGUCGGAACAAGAAUGUGUUGGUUAAGGUUAUCUGUCGUCGUGUAAACUUUAAACAAUUAUGUUUAUUUCUAUAUCUUUUUGUUUACUCUAUAAGGGUAGACGAUGAACUUGUUGAUCAAAAGAAGUAUCUUGAGGAGUCUUGCCAGCCUAAAUGUGUGAAGCCUCUGAUUGAAUAUCAGGUAAUUUACUGGUGUUAUUAAAAAAAUCUGUGUGUUGCAACUUCUAGUACCAGGAAUUGGCCUUCGUAUGAACUUAAAGUUGGAUCUGAUUAUUUAUUAAAAUUACUCGCUUACUUUUAAUUUCCUUAUUUUGCUUCCCAAGAUAGUCAUAUCUACUUGUUUGUAUUAUGUUGUGCUUGUACCAUUGGCUUUUACCUGUACAGGCUUGUUUCUCUUUACCGAUGGGGAUUACAAACUAGAAAGGCUUCAAAUAUAUGUUCGCAUGUGGUCCGACAAGUUAGAAAUGCGUAAGUGUUCUAAGUUUUUCCAUUUGUGCAAGCAAUUUGGAGAUGAUAUAUAAAUAUCGAAUUUAAAGUUAGUAAUUGUAAGUUUUUAUAUGUAUAUCAGGCUAACAUUAUAAAGAGUAGUUGUGCAAAGGUUCUAGCAUGAAAGAAGAUUAUCAGAUGAUCAAGAUUCGAAUUGUCGUAAAUAAGUGAUUUAAGCAAGCUUUUUUAACAUGUUUUAAUUGGGGUUUAUUGUGAGAUGAUGUGUGAAUUGCAAAAAAGAGUGAGGCAAGCUAGAUAUAUCGUAUGCAAUCGAGAUUGAAAUUUAUCUUCAAUGAAAGGAUAUUUCUUUCAGAAAAAAAAAAUAAAAGAUAGAGAAUUCACUUUACAAUGUACGUACACUGAGUAUCUUCAUAAGCUGCUAUCUUUUCUCAUCCACUAAUGAGUAAGUCUGUCUGGGAAGGGACUGCAAAACUGUUUCAUUUUCCAAUAAUGCAUAUGAAAUUAGUUCGAGUGAAAAAAGGGAAAAAGUAUAGAACAUAUACAUACUGAAGGAUUUUUGUUAUUUCUAUCAACUCUUACUAGACCAUGAAGCCCAGUCAAAAUCUAUAUCACUUGAACCUGUUGACAUUUGGAAAUACUGUGGAAAUUGAAUCUUACAAUUUUGGAACUUAUUGCGCUAUAUGUAGCUCUGUGAACAUUGCAAACUUCUUGCCACAGUUAUGCAGUGAAGGCGUGGAUUUAUAAUCAGCAGAAUGACUGCCAGCAUUGGAAAAUCUCUAGCAAAUUUAACUAUCAUGCAUCAGUUAUUGCUCAACCUUAGAAAUUAUGUGGAUAAAAAUGUCUUCCUAACGCUUUGAUGUCUACCCGUUAUUCACCCUUUUCCCUCCUUCCAUGAGUAAGUGCUUUUGACUCUGUGAGUCGUCAAUAAUUUUGAGUUACAAGAUUAAGUUGUUGAACUUUUUCUUCCAUUUGUGUUUCCUUCUUCAAAAAUUAAAAAGGAAAUGGAAUGCCAUGAUAAUCGGAGGUCUUCGUUUUGAUAUACUUCAGCGGGCAUGUGUUAAGAGGGUUGAAGGUGAUGACACUGGAAACAAUCAUUGCACAGGGCAGUACUUUUUUUCAUUUUGAAGGUAUUGAGGAUACAUAAAGAAGAGAAAUAUGGCUGCUACAGUGCACUUUCGAAACCCAAGACCUGUUCAAAACUUUGCUCGGUAUUUUUCUCUAUGGUCAAUGAAGAAGGACCCAUAUCUUGAAUCUGCUCUGUCUAAAAAUCGCAGAUGGAUAGUGAAUAAUCAAAUAAAAAACAUCAUCCUUAGGUGCCCUGAUCACGUAGCAACAGUGGCCUUCAUUCAGAAGAAGUUCAAGACCCUUGAUCUUCAAGGAAAGGCUCUCAAUUGGCUCAAAAAAUACCCAUGUUGCUUUCAAGUCUAUCUGCAAGGCGAUGAGUAUUACUGCCAGCUAACUAAACGGAUGAUUUCUUUGGUAGAAGAAGAAGAAUCUGUCAAAGAUAUGCAGGAACAUGUGUUUGUGGAGAGAUUAGCAAAGUUGCUUAUGAUGAGCUCCAAUCAAAGACUAAAUGUUGUCAAGCUUAAUGUACUGAAGCGGAACUUUGGUUUCCCAGAUGACUAUUUAAUUAGACUUGUGCCAAAAUAUUCUGAUGUGUUUCGGAUUGUUAAUUAUAGUGGGCGGCGGAGUUCCAUGGAGAUUGAGCUAGUGUCUUGGAAUCCAGAUUUGGCAGUUUCUGCUAUAGAAGCUUCAGCUCACAAGCAAGGAACCGAACCAUGUUUCACAAGCUCAUUGCCUUCAACUUGGAUCAAGUCAUGGGAAAGAUUUCAUGAAUUUAAUGCGACUCGUUAUAUUUCACCCUACUUGGACUCCAAAGGCUUUGCGGAGGGAUCAAAGGAGAUGGAGAAGAGGACGGUGGCUUUGGUGCAUGAGUUGUUGUCGUUGACUCUAUGGAAGAAAGCAUCAAUUAUGAAGCUGGCAAAUUUUCGGAGAGAGUUCAUUUUGCCGGAGAAAUUGAAUGUUUUGUUGCUUAAGCACCCUGGCAUAUUCUAUGUCUCAAAUAAGUACCAGAACUAUACUGUCCUUCUUAGAGAAGCUUAUAAUGGGCAAGAACUGGUUGAUAAAGAUCCACUUGUUGUUGUGAAGGAGAAGUUUGGGGAACUUAUGCAGGAGGGGCUUCAUGAAUAUAACUGCAGACGUCAUUUGGUAAAUCUAGAGAAGAAGAAAAAGAGAGGCAUGGUUUUGCGUAGAUCAAAUGAAGACAAGGACGUGAGCUCUGAGAAGUCUGACCUCGAGGAUCAGGGUGACAGAGGAGGGUUGUUUGAUCCAGAAGAACGAAAGCGAUUCUAUAAAGUUCUCUUUGAUGACGGUGCCCCGUGACAAUAUCAUUCAGCAAGGAAGGAACGAAACUUAUCCAACUGCUUUGCAAAGAGGAGGAAUCAAUAUCACCAGAAGAUGAUGUAGAAAACAAGCAAGCCCACUACGGCCGGACUCCCAGUCCCCACUGCCUCAAGUCAGCAAUGGCCAUCACCGUCUGUUCAUCUGGUUGAUAUUGUAUAUAGCCACUAUUUUACAAUCCUUCCCACAAUGGAGACGGCAAUUAGAUGCAAUAUCGAAUGGCCAUGGCGGUGCUUUCUUUGUUCCCUGCAUUGUGGGUUUUGCAAUUCCGGGUUGGUCGUAUAGAUGUUGUAAUAUAACAAGUGUUGCUUUAUUGUGCUGGCAUUGUGAACUGCAGACGUUCUGGCUGGGAAAGGAGAGCUAGAAUCGGUGAAAUAACAAAAACUCGUGGAGGAUUGGAACUAGGAAUUUAGGAGUAAGCUCAAGCUGGCCGAGAAAAAAACUCGAGCAGAUGUUGGAGAAAAUUUUUCAAUAUUCAAACGGGUACUCAAGGUGUCAUAAAAUAAAAUGAGUGGAGCGAUGUGAAAAAAUAUAUUAUUUUCUUCAUUUGUAUUAUGACACCUGUCAUAAACUACUAGCAUCAAUUGAAGACCGGUACUUGAAUUUU
Messenger RNA from Pyrus x bretschneideri (Chinese white pear), 4870 nucleotides. Its product is annotated as protein WHAT'S THIS FACTOR 1 homolog, chloroplastic. The transcript is spliced from 4 exons. The record is from RefSeq and is a predicted model, not a curated record. Lineage: Eukaryota; Viridiplantae; Streptophyta; Magnoliopsida; Rosales; Rosaceae. The coding region runs from base 3019 to 4245 and encodes 408 amino acids. Gene Ontology annotation, molecular function: RNA binding.